Messenger RNA from Marchantia polymorpha subsp. ruderalis, 757 nucleotides. Lineage: Eukaryota; Viridiplantae; Streptophyta; Marchantiopsida; Marchantiales; Marchantiaceae. The record is from the annotation of a GenBank genome assembly.
CGUAAAUUUCGGCCAACCAUGCCAUAAAUUUAGCGGCAGAUCGCUUCGUGCGUGCGAUUCGACAAGCUGGCUGACGCUGUCCCUUCUUCCGAUUUAGAGCUCCUCGUGGCUGGCAAGAACUGGGCCGCCCCGAAGAAGCCUGUACUUUAGUCGUACUUAACUUGAGCCCUCCUACACAGUAAAGCUCCACCAGGCCUACAACCAAGAUCUAUGCGCCUCUGCUCAUUCUUAUUAUGAUAUUCACCUCUGGCGUCGAGAGCGGAGUCCCCCAUACCCUCGUUCUCAGGUCAGAGGAAAACGUCGGACAAUUGUUGCACACCAAUGUCAGCGGAGAAGGCCACCUGCUAACAUACUCGGAUUAGGAGUUCGCAUCAGAGAAUUGAGCGCGAUCGCUGAUUAAUUAAGAUGACAGAUGAUGGGUCGAUGGAUCUAAACUGCACUCUCAUCUUCCCUCGAGUGAUGGAAUGCAUGCGGCCGGACCGCUUUGCCGGCCACUCGGGAUAUAUUCGAGGAUAGAGGAGAGGUUCGACAUCAACUACUAUGUCACCCAAUUUAGAACUCUUCGAUUAGAUUGUUUGUCUACGUAUCUUAAGUUUGUAAGAAACGAGGUAAAGCAUCCAUUUGCCACCUACUUGUACCCCGCUCAAUACCCGGGGUACUUAACUGGGUGACGCCAAGUUAGGAUCGGGAUGUUAUUAAAAGCUAAUUUAGCGUUCAGGUGAAGAGCUUCAAGCGAUAAAGCUUAUUAACAGUCUUA